AGGCGCGCCCCCGCCGCUAUAACUGGCGUGCAUGGAGUCGGGGCCGGCGCAGAGGAGCGGGCGGGCGAUGGGAGACGUCGCUCCGGCGGGAUAGAGGGGCGGAGACGGGGGCACCCCCGGGGCCCGGCCCGCCCGGGGCUCUCCGCGGGCCCGCACAGAUGCUGGUGCACAGCUACCCGGGCAUGGACCGCACCGAGGGGCUGCCCGGGGCGCCGGCCGGGGCCCGCCUGCCGCAGCUGCCAGCGCUCAACCAGGCGCCCUACGGCUCCGCUCCGCCGCUCUGCCACACGCCAGCCGCCGACUUCCAGCCGCCCUACUUCCCCCCGCCGUACCCGCAGCCGCCGCUGCCCUACCCGCAGGGCCAGGAGCCCGGCUACCCGCACCUCGGGGACCCGUACGCGGCGCUCAGCCCGCUCCACCAGCACCAGCAGCCGGCCUGGGCCCCGCAGCGCGGCCGCCAGGACGAAGCGGGGCUGCUCUCGGGGACCCACCGCGCCCUGGGGCUUGACCCUCGCCGCGAGUACCCCGCCGUGCCCCGCUUGCUCCACGGGCUGCCCGACGGCGGACACGGGCUCGCCGAUGGCCCGCUGGGCCUCCAUGGGCUCGGACACCACGGCAUCGAGGACAUCCAGACCGUGGACGACGGCGGAAUGAACCUGCUCGAUCAGUCCGUGAUCAAGAAAGGCUGGCUCAGGUGCUCCGAUCACCUGCUGCUUGCGGGAACAGGAAAGCAGCAGCUGAAGAUCGAGGGGGACUUUUGGUUUACUCAGAUGACAAGAGACAAUUUUGGUUCCCCCAAAGCCAAGGAAACAAAGCUGUCAGGCUUUAAUGGUAGCUUGUCUCCCUCCUGCAGCAUGUUUAUGGGCAAACAAGCUGCAGAGCAGACCAGGCAAGCAGCAGCAGUGCCCAUCCCCUCGAAGGCCAACGGCACCACCAUUAACACCCUGUCAAUGAACAAGGACGGGCUGAUCGGAGGGGUGACGAAUCCCAACGAGGUUUUCUGCUCUGUGCCCGGCCGCCUCUCCCUGCUCAGCUCCACCUCCAAGUACAAGGUGACGGUCGGGGAGGUGCAGAGGAGGCUCUCGCCCCCCGAGUGUCUCAACGCCUCUCUCCUCGGUGGGGUCCUCCGCAGAGCAAAGUCAAAAAACGGGGGUCGGUGUUUAAGGGAAAGGUUAGAGAAAAUCGGGCUGAACCUGCCUGCAGGAAGGCGCAAGGCUGCCAAUGUCACCCUGCUGACAUCCCUCGUGGAAGGUGAAGCUGUUCACCUGGCUCGGGACUUUGGGUACGUGUGUGAAACUGAGUUCCCAGCCAAGGCAGCAGCGGAGUACCUGUGCCGACAGCACUCGGACCCCACGGAGCUCCACACCAGGAAGAACAUGCUGCUGGCUACCAAGCAAAUCUGUAAGGAGUUUGCAGACUUGAUAGCCCAGGACCGCUCGCCGCUGGGGAACAGCCGCCCCUCGCUCAUCCUCGAGCCCGGUGUCCAGAGCUGUUUGACUCAUUUCAGCUUGAUAACCCAUGGCUUCGGGGGCCCUGCCAUCUGCGCAGCGCUCACCGCCUUCCAGAACUACCUGGUGGAGUCCCUCAAGGGGCUGGAUAAGAUAUUCAUGAACAGCACAGGGAAUGGGCACACGGCCGGAGACUCCAAAGCGUCAGAGAAGGAAGUGAAGCAUCGGAAAUAACGCGUUGUCUCCAUCCCUCUUCCCAGCGAGAUGAUGCAGUGCAACCUGUGCUGAACUGUCUGAACAUGGGAACAAACUCAUGCAGAAAAGACAACAAAAAGAAGAUUUAAAGAACUGAAGGUGGUAACAGCUCUCCUGGGCACGGUGAGGUUGAGAUCAGCCAGGUCCAUGGCUUCUGCCUUUGCUGGUUUCCAAUCGUGGAUGCAGGAAGCCAAAUCAUGUGCAAUUUUGGUUUAUUGAAAAGCCCCCGGUGAAAUCCUCCAGGAAUUGCUUCCAACUGAAAACCACACAAGAGCAAAAGCCUCCUCAGUGCAAGCAGGAGAGGCAGGAGCCGCAGAGGGCAGGGAGCAGGAUCCCUGCUGUACCUGGAUGUAUCGGCUGGUUUUGACAGGCAAACACACAGGAAACCUUCUCACUUUCCCCACCUAAAGCCAAGAGGAAGCCGCCAGUGCAGCUGCUUUGGAUCUGAAGCAGUUUCAGACUUCGUUUACAGUUUGCAGACUGAGUCGGAUCUCAGUGCAUCUUCCCCUGGGCUGUGGCCGAGGGGAGGAACAACCGCAGCCCCGAUGGGUCCCAGGGCAGGACCUGAGCGGGGAGAGCCUCCCUAUGGCCGCAGUCACACUGGGGAUAAAGCAGGUGAAGUUAAACCCAGGACUGACUGAAACACCACAAACCAUGGCAAACAGCACACACACCUUUCUAAAGUGAAUAAUAGUAAUAAUAAUAAUUAAUAAAGCACAAGGAGCAGAACUUGAACCAGGCCAAACGGAACUGUUCGAAAUCUGUAUAUAUUUAUUUAUGUGUAAUUAAAAUCUGAAAGUUUUAAAAUGUCCAGUGCAAGUUAUUUAUAUCAAACUGAGUUAGGGUUUUCUGGGAUGGUUUUUUUGGGGGGGUUGAUUUUUUUUUGGUUUUUGGGUUUUUUUGGGGGUUAUUUUACUUUUUUUUUUUAAGAUGAAAAUCUUUGGAUUUUCAGCCCUUAGAAAUGGGAAUGAAGUUUUGGAUACACAAAACUGUAGCAUGGACAAGAUAGGCUGUGAUAAUGACUAUAGAAGUUCUUCAGGAUUUUGUACUUGCUGUUGUUUCUCUUAAUGCUGCAAUAGAUGUACACCACCACGAUGUCAUUCUCAUUACCUUAAUAAACCUCUUUCUAUUUGAAGCAA
Messenger RNA from Melopsittacus undulatus (budgerigar), 2842 nucleotides. It is a transcript of the gene TFAP2E, whose product is annotated as transcription factor AP-2 epsilon. Gene Ontology annotation, cellular component: nucleus. Gene Ontology annotation, biological process: regulation of cell population proliferation; regulation of transcription by RNA polymerase II; anatomical structure development. Lineage: Eukaryota; Metazoa; Chordata; Aves; Psittaciformes; Psittaculidae. Gene Ontology annotation, molecular function: DNA-binding transcription factor activity, RNA polymerase II-specific; RNA polymerase II transcription regulatory region sequence-specific DNA binding. The transcript has 8 exons. Bases 159 to 1682 code for a protein of 507 amino acids. The record is from RefSeq and is a predicted model, not a curated record.